Molecule: messenger RNA, 1789 nt
Organism: Ziziphus jujuba (common jujube)
Lineage: Eukaryota; Viridiplantae; Streptophyta; Magnoliopsida; Rosales; Rhamnaceae
Product: O-fucosyltransferase 38
Exons: 11
Coding region: 140-1678 (512 amino acids)
Cellular component (GO): nucleus; cytoplasm
Source: RefSeq, a predicted model, not a curated record
GGCACUCGUGUAAUCCAAGGGCUAUUAGUAGCUCAACUGCUUUUCUGAAUCCUUGAGCAGAGAAUUAUUUAGUUUCCAGUUACGCGAGUCCGAAAGGGAGAAAAAUGAUGGUGAAGAUCUAUUUUUCUGAAUAGCUGAAAUGGUUAACAGAGGAGCCCACCAUUCCAGGACCAUCUUCUCCUCUGCUACUGCAAGAAUUUUCCCAAGAAAGCCAUCCCCUUUUACCAUUACUCUUCAAAUCUUCUUUUUAUUUGCAUUUUCCAUCCUCCUAUUCCUCUUCUACACAAGGAAUUCCUUCGAAUAUGAACAGAAACACCCCUAUUUCUCCAGAGAAUCUCUUCUCAAUCAGGUGGAUGUCCAUUCAACUGUAGAAAUGUCGGAGGAGCAACUUUGGUAUGCACCAUUUAGCCAUGGUGUACAUCCAUGCAUCGAGCCAACUGCUAAAUAUAAAGCUGCUAUAGGUUCAGACCGUUACAUGACUGUGAGAAGUAAUGGAGGACUAAAUCAGAUGCGCACUGGUAUAUCGGAUAUGGUGGCUGUGGCACACAUUAUGAAUGCAACCUUAGUCAUUCCUCAACUAGAUAAGCGUUCUUUCUGGCAUGACUCAAGUACAUUUUCAGAUAUAUUUGAUGAACUUCAUUUCAUUCAAACCUUAAGAGGAGAUGUCCAGAUUGUCAAGGAGCUGCCCCAGGAGUUGGAAGCUCUUCCACGGGCUAGGAAGCAUUUUGUUUCCUGGUCUGGUGUCAGUUACUAUGAAGAGUUGACACAACUAUGGAAAGACUACCAGGUGGUUCAUGUUGCAAAGUCCGAUUCUAGACUUGCAAACAAUGGACUUCCUCUUGAUAUUCAGAGAUUGAGGUGCCGUGCUCUAUAUCAUGCCCUACGCUUUGCUCCCCCAAUUGAAAGUCUGGGAAAGAAGCUGGUGGAGCGGCUUAGGGCACGUGGAGGAAGAUACAUAGCACUUCAUCUGAGAUAUGAGAAAGACAUGCUGGCUUACACUGGUUGUACUUAUGGCUUGAGCGAUGCUGAAUCUGAGGAGCUGAGAAUAAUGAGGGAAAACACAAAGCAUUGGAAGGUUAAAAAUAUAAACUCAACUGAACAGAGAGUGGGCGGCUUUUGUCCACUAACUCCCAAGGAAGUUGGAAUAUUUCUUAAAGCUCUUGGUUAUCCUCCAUCAACCCCAAUUUAUAUUGCUGCUGGGGAAAUCUAUGGUGGCAAUGCUCACCUUUUGGAGCUCACAUCUCGUUUCCCAAAUGUAGUUUUCAAGGAAACACUUGCUACCCAUGAAGAGCUGAGAGCAUUUGCUAACCAUGCGUCACAGACUGCUGCCCUUGACUACAUUAUCUCCAUUGAAAGUGAUGUGUUUGUUCCAUCAUAUUCUGGUAACAUGGCAAGAGCUGUUGAAGGGCACCGCAGAUUCUUAGGUCACCGCAAGACAAUUUCCCCAGAUAGGAAAGGACUUGUUGAGGUUUUUGAUAUGGUUGAAAGUGGACAGCUGGAACGAUCUAUGUUGUCUUAUCUUGUACAGCAAAUGCAUGAGGAUAGGCAAGGAGCUCCAAGGAAAAGAAGGGGUCCAAUCCAAGGAAUCAAAGGUCGAGGGCGUUUCAGGACAGAAGAAAAUUUUUAUGAAAAUCCAUACCCAGAGUGUAUUUGUACUUCAAAGAGGCAUUUUCAAUGACAUUAUAUAUGUACAGCGGCAUUGUUAUGCAGUUUUGAUGCAAAAUAUUAAUUUAAAGAGAGAUUUUCAUUGAUUUAUUAUGACAUAUGGUAAACCAAAUUAUUGAGUUAU